GGAGGCCGACCUCGUGCCCCGCCUUCGCGGCCGCGGAUUGGCCCGCGACGGGGCCCGUCAGUCGCGCUGGCGUCUGGGAAGGAGAGAAAAUGGCGUCCGAGCCGAGCAAGACCGAGAUCCAAACCCUUUUUAAGAGGCUUCGCGCAAUUCCGACCAACAAGGCCUGCUUCGACUGUGGCGCCAAGAAUCCGAGUUGGGCCAGCAUCACAUACGGUGUUUUCUUGUGCAUUGACUGCUCCGGGGUGCACCGCUCCCUGGGUGUCCAUCUCAGCUUCAUCAGGUCCACAGAGUUGGAUUCCAACUGGAGCUGGUUCCAGCUGAGGUGCAUGCAGGUCGGCGGGAAUGCCAAUGCGACAGCUUUCUUCCGCCAGCAUGGAUGCACAGCCAGUGAUGCCAACACCAAGUAUGAUAGCCGAGCUGCCCGGAUGUACCGGGAAAAGAUCCGGCAGCUGGGAAGUGCAGCCCUGGCUAGGCAUGGCACCGAUCUUUGGAUAGACAAUAUGAGUGGUGCUCCCAGUCACUCUCCGGAGAGGAAGGAUUCUGAUUUCUUCAUGGAACACACUCAACCCCCUGCCUGGGAUGUACCAGCCACCGACCCCGCCCCGUCUACAGAAAGCAGUGGAUUGGCACAGCCGGAGCAUGGCCCCAACACGGACCUGCUUGGCACCUCACCCAAAUCUCUGGAAAUGAAAACCUCCCUCAUUGGCAAGAAGAAGCCAGCAGCCACUAAGAAAGGGCUGGGUGCCAAGAAAGGCCUAGGGGCCCAGAAGGUGAGCAGCCAGAGCUUCAGCGAGAUUGAGCGGCAGGCCCAGGUGGCAGAGAAGCUCCGUGAGCAGCAGGUGGCUGAUGCCAAGAAGCAGGCCGAGGAGUCCGUGGUUGCCUCCAUGCGUCUGGCCUACCAGGAGCUCCAGAUUGACCGCAAGAAGGAGGAGAAGCAGCUACAGAAUCUGGAAGGGAAGAAGCGAGAGCAGGCAGAGAGGUUGGGCAUGGGCUUGGUGUCCCGAAGCUCCGUCUCCCACUCGGUGCUGUCUGAGAUGCAGGUGAUUGAGCAGGAAACUCCAGUGAGUGCAAAAUCCUCCCGCUCACAGUUGGACUUAUUCGAUGAUGUUGGUACUUUCGCCUCAGGACCUCCAAAGUACAAGGACAACCCCUUUUCCUUGGGGGAAAGUUUUGCUUCCCGCUGGGAUACAGAUGCCACCUGGGGUAUGGACAAGAUGGAGGAGAAGGAGCCAGAAGUGACCAUCUCAAGCAUCCGGCCUAUUUCAGAAAGAGUCACAAACCGGAAGGAAGUGGAGAGCCGGAGCUCAGGCCUCGAGUCCAGUGAAGCACGUCAGAAAUUCGCCGGAGCCAAAGCCAUCUCAUCUGACAUGUUCUUUGGGCGGGAGGUGGAUACUGAGUAUGAAGCCAGGUCUCGGCUACAGCAGCUCUCAGGCAGUAGUGCCAUCAGCUCUUCAGACCUCUUUGGGGACGUGGAUGGAGCUCAUGGAACAGGCAACGUAUCUCUGGGGAAUGUGCUCCCCACAGCUGACAUUGCCCAGUUUAAGCAGGGUGUCAAGUCUGUGGCCGGGAAGAUGGCAGUGCUGGCCAAUGGUGUGAUGAAUUCUUUGCAGGAUCGCUAUGGUUCCUACUGAUCCAAGCUCCAUGGCUCAGGCAUAUGGUGGUGACAGCAGCAAAAACCCCAUGAUUACCAGGCCAGGGCUGCUUGCCUUGUGGAAGUUGGGGAGGAAUUGUUACUUUAUGUGUGGUAUGUGAGUGGGGUGGCCUUUGAGGACCUCUGGUGAGGGGAUGGGCAGAACCAGCCCUUGGCCUCUGCCUAUAGAUGGAGCCCUUUUUCCUUCUCUCUCACACCCUCUCUCCUGUGUGCUAGAUUAUUGUCCUUCCAGUCCUGCUCCCAAAGCUGCUGCUCACUUGUCCUGCCAUGCUGGGAGGGAGGGAGGGCAUCUCCUCAGGAUGGCUUAUUCUGGGCCCAGCCCUUCUCUGAUAGGGAAAGGGAGAAGUUUAAGGCUCUUUGGCUGGCUCUAAGAUCCUUCCAGGUUGUCUGGGGUUUUGGUCCCUGACCUCUGGAACCGGCGGGGACGUCUAGGAAGAGUUCUGCUAUAGACCAGCCCCCAGAGGAGGGAGGCUCUGGACUUGCUGCUGCUGUUGCUGCUGCAUUAGCCUCUUCUGGGCCCCAGGAGAGGGCAAGGGAGGCGAAGGACCUUCGUCUGGGCCUUACUAAGGGCUAGAAACUUGACCUUGUACCUAAAGGUGUCAUUUGGGAUCAGACUGGAGGCCAGAGUGACGAUCUGUCCCACCACCCCUUUCUAUAGUGGUCAUUGGGAAGGUUACUUUUCCUGGGUGUGUCCGAGUCCUUUACUGUCCACGUGGACUACAGGACCCCUGUCCCCUCGAGACUCUGUUCUUUUCCCCGCUUGGUGGCCAUGGCGAGUCUCAUCUGCACUGUGGUGUCCUGCUUUGGAUGCAGAGGACGUGGAGAUGGAAGCAGGCUGCUGGGGCUCAGCUUUCUUCCUCUACAUCAUCCUGGGCUUAGGGGGCCUGGACAGCACCCCACCAGUGAGAGCACGAGGUGCCUACAGAGCUGCAAGCCUCGCCCCCUGGUCACUGGGCCAUGCACUGUAUCAUUCUUGGUGCCAUCUUCCCUUGCCAUGCUGGCAGUGUAGGCCCACUGCACCCCCUGUGGGUUGAGGGUAAGGCUCCCAAGCAACACAGACCACUUCCCACCACCCUCUCCCCCAAAGGGACUGGAGUUUCUUUCUGGACUGUUUGUAUUGAAACAUAGUGGUGUCAAAUAAAGCCCCAGCAGGGCCCUGGGCCCGUUGGUCUGAGUGAA
Molecule: messenger RNA, 2830 nt
Organism: Myotis lucifugus (little brown bat)
Lineage: Eukaryota; Metazoa; Chordata; Mammalia; Chiroptera; Vespertilionidae
Gene: ARFGAP2
Product: ADP ribosylation factor GTPase activating protein 2
Exons: 16
Coding region: 90-1631 (513 amino acids)
Biological process (GO): COPI coating of Golgi vesicle
Molecular function (GO): GTPase activator activity
Source: RefSeq, a predicted model, not a curated record